Messenger RNA from Eupeodes corollae, 846 nucleotides. Its product is annotated as U3 small nucleolar ribonucleoprotein protein IMP3. Gene Ontology annotation, biological process: rRNA processing. Lineage: Eukaryota; Metazoa; Arthropoda; Insecta; Diptera; Syrphidae. The record is from RefSeq and is a predicted model, not a curated record. Bases 104 to 649 code for a protein of 181 amino acids. Gene Ontology annotation, molecular function: rRNA binding; structural constituent of ribosome; snoRNA binding. The transcript is spliced from 3 exons. Gene Ontology annotation, cellular component: small-subunit processome; Mpp10 complex; small ribosomal subunit.
UAUUUUGACAGUUAACAGAAGUACUAUUAUCGUUAGCCUAACACGUUUUUUUUGUAUUAUUAUUCUUGAAAUUUUCGAUAUUCUAUAAAAGUAUCUUUAGAAAAUGGUUCGUAAAUUAAAAUACCAUGAACAAAAACUACUUAAAAAAGUUGACUUUAUUACGUGGAAAGUCGAUAAUGCCGCAAAAGAAAAUGUUAUUCUUCGUAGGUAUCAUAUUCGUAAGCGAGAAGAUUACACAAAAUAUAAUAAACUAUCCCGUUCUAUUCGGGAACUAGCUGAAAAAAUAGCCAAACUCGAUAAAACUGACCCCUUUAAAGUAGAAGCAACAGUUAGACUGUUGGAAAAACUACAUUCUCUAGGUUUGGCAAAGGAUAAAUUAGAUUUGGAAACAGCGAGCCGAAUCUCAGCUAGUAGCUUUUGUCGACGAAGAUUGCCUGUUAUUAUGGUUAAACAAAAAUUGUCAGAAAACAUAAAAGGUGCUACAGAUUUAAUAGAACAUGGUCAUGUGCGAGUUGGACCCGAGAUGGUCAAAGAUCCAGCUUUUCUUGUGUCCAGAAAUCUUGAAGAUUUUGUUACCUGGGUCGAUGGAUCGGCAAUCAGAAAGCAUGUCAUGGAAUACAAUAACCUGCGAGAUGAUUUUGAUUUGUGAAACUUUGUUAUUUUAUACUAUAGGUCUAAGUUUAUAGUUUGAGAAAUCUCAAAAGAGUUUAAUAUGAGCAUCAACUUUUACAUGAAAUACAAAAGUAAGUGAGUAUUCACAUUAAUCUCAUUUGAGAUGACUCAGUUUUUGAUAUCAAACUAAGAAAAAAUAAAUAAAUAGAGCUGAUGAAAAUCAUAGAAAUGAGA